Molecule: messenger RNA, 600 nt
Organism: Acanthosepion pharaonis
Lineage: Eukaryota; Metazoa; Mollusca; Cephalopoda; Sepiida; Sepiidae
Source: the annotation of a GenBank genome assembly
AUGAUAUCAUACGUUUCGAAAUGGCAACAUUGGGAAGUCAACUCAUACGCCUCGACCGGAAUCACUUUAUCGAAACAGGGACGUCGUGAGGUCAAUUCAUCCGCCUCCACCGGAAUUACUUUUGAAAACGGUGACAUCGCGAGAUCAACUCAUACACCUCGACCGGAAUUAUUUUUCGAAACGGCGGAAACAUCGCGAGGUCAGCUCAUCCUCGUGGAACGGAAAUACAAUUCGAAACGGCGAUAUCGCGAGGUCAGCUCAUUCGACUCGAGCGGAACUACCUUUCGAAACGGCGACAUCGUGAGGUCAACUGAUCCGCCUCCACAGGAAUUAGUUUUGGAAACGGCAGUAUCGCAAGGUCAAUUCAUCCGCAUCGACCCUUUGCGAUGGCGACAUUGCGAAGCCAACUUAUCCGCCUCAAGUUUAACUAUCUAUCUAUCUAUCUAUCUAUCUAUCUAUAUUAGGUCUAUCUAUCUAUCUAUCUAUCUAUCUAUCUAUCUAUCUAUCUAUCUAUGUGAUCAUCUUUUCUUCAAUUCUUUUAUAUAUUCUUUCUUCUUUUCUAUUGUAAUUGUGAUAUAUGAUUUAGUACGUCUUUUCUAA